This is a messenger RNA of Harpegnathos saltator (Jerdon's jumping ant), 1529 nucleotides long. RefSeq names its product protein RRNAD1. The transcript has 8 exons. The coding region runs from base 25 to 1518 and encodes 497 amino acids. NCBI's taxonomy places the organism in Eukaryota, Metazoa, Arthropoda, Insecta, Hymenoptera, Formicidae. The record is from RefSeq and is a predicted model, not a curated record.
UUUACCGACCAUCACGUCGCAACAAUGGCGACACUCGUAGAAACGUGCGUGUGCGAGGCCUGCUCGGAAGCUCGCGUAACGAUCCAACAGAUCUUCGAUGUAUUAGACAUAUACGGUUGGUUGUUAGACUCGUAUGUGGUGGAUUUUUUUCAGGAGCAAUUGUGGGAAAAGCUGCCAAACAGCUGGAAGCUCAUUCUGCAAGGAGUAUCGCCCGAGGAGUUUGGGACAUGGUUAGGUGGUGACAUCUCGUGUACACGCGUGUGGCCAUUGUCACUGCUCGCGUUACGACAAGUUACAUGGAAUUUGCAAAUCAACAGGGAUCAUCGAAAUCACGAGAGCACUUUGCGAUGCGGUAAAGUAAAGAAUGACGCGUACCAUAAUUUGGAAAAUCUUAUCUUGGAGGGUAAAGGUGAAGAGUCGCAGAAUCUGCACGACGCUUUGAAGAAACAUAACAAUCUCUUCCUGAAACACGUUAAGAUUAAGAAACGGCACGAGAUACAAGAGAUAGCGAAGAUAUGCGCGGAUUGCGCGCGCGAAUCUAAUGCAAAAUGCAUCGUGGACGUUGGAGCAGGAAUGGGUCAUUUAGCCCGAUCGUUAGCAUUCAAAUAUGGCUUAUAUGUAACAUGCAUUGAACAAAAUGCGUCACUGUCGCAGCAAGCCAGAAAAUGGGAUCGAGAGUUGUUGACGUCUAUAUCUAAACAUUUGCCUGACUUGCCGAUUAAACUUCCGCAACAUGUAUCGGUUAAAUUGGAGAAUACAGACCUCGAGCAGACUGAGACAGUCGAGAACAUACAACGGAUAUUCUCGGAAAAUUUUAAUUUGAGUAAGACGCAAACUGGUUUUAGUAUUGUCGGGCUACAUCCGUGUGGGGAUCUCGCAGCCACACUACUGAGGUUUUAUAUCUCGAGGCAUGAAGCGAGAUUUAUUUGCAUUGUGGGAUGCUGCUACAUGAAAUUGACAUUAAAGGACACGGCGGAUGUCUUGCAUGGAUAUCCGCUCAGUAAAUACUUGUCGUCAUUCGAAAAUCACAAGCUGUCCUACACAGCGUUAGAAGCGGCGUGCCACGCUAUGGAGAGUCACUGUGAUAAACUGAGAACUGGAAACUACGAAGAUUUAAUAGUACAUGCUUACAGAGCCGCUCUAGAAACCAUUUUAAUAAGACGAAGUAAGCGACUACGUCAUAUUCAAGUGAGGAACGUCAAAGUGGUGAAACCUCUAACGUUUCAACAAUAUUGCGCAGCCGCAACUGCGGAUUUUGAGUCGUACUUGCAACCUAACGAUUUGGACUUUGAAAACUCGCAAAUAAAGUAUUUUUUGAGCCAAUGGCGACAAAUUGUGAUAUUCGGAGCAUUACGUACGAUGCUGGCACCAUUGGUGGAGACUGUGAUAUUACUAGAUAGAUUUCUGUUUCUUUCUGAGAAUAACCUACCUCCCACACUGAAGCCUAUCUUUGACGCCAGAUUAUCUCCUCGAAAUUUUUUAUUGUUAUCAGUAAAAAACUGUGAAUCAUCCUCUUGAUCGUACCUUUA